CGCGUGUGUGUGCGUGUUGUUUCGUGGACUUUAGGACCCCGCGGAAACUUUCUCUCCGGUUGCGGCAGCCUCUGCGGCUCGUGAGAGAGUGAGCAGGCCGGCUGGUGAGAGAGAGUGAGAGAGAGAGAGAGUGAGAGAGAGAGAGAGAGAGAGGAGGCAGGCGGGGGAGCGCGAGCCAGCGACGGAGAGAGAAGACCCGGUAGAGCGCGAGGAGGGAGAGAGAGUGAGUGAGAGAGUGAGAGAGAGAGAGAGAGAGUGAACGAGAGGAGAGAGAGAGCGACGACCAUCAGGGUCCGUGUGCCUGAGGGACGGACGACACGGAGAGGGGGGAGGACUGAGCUAUCGUCCGAACAACCAACCGACAGAGCGACCCACAGACAGAUUGAAUGACGCUGCACCUGGUGCUUCUGAGGGCCAUUCCCAUGUUUUGAUUUGCUUUAUUAUUCUUUUUUUUUUUUAAACUUUCUAAACUUGGUUUAACCGAGCCGCUUCCUGCCAUGCCGUCCAACAGCCCUGCUGCCGCCGAACCGCCCAAGACACUUGAGAACGACACCGCCAAUGACGUGAGUGAAGAUGGAGCAGACCAGGACAGUCCAGAGGAGGGGACGCCAGCGAGUCCCCGCAACAAGCGCAGAGUGGGUCGUCCUGGCAGGAAACGCAAACAGCUGCUUCCUGAGAUGGCGACCUCUGACCCCUGUGCAAACGCCCCGCCAACCCCGCCUGAGGAGCCUGAGCCCUCCCCCUCCCCUCGCAAGAAGCGUGGGCGGCGGAAACUAGAGCAAAGAGAAGAGAAGAAUAAGGACGAGCCAGACGACAGAAACUGCGACUCCCCCAGAGAGGGUGAGACUGGGAGGCUGCGGAGGAGGCCGGUACCCAGAGUGACUUUCCAGGCUGGAGAUCCGUACUACAUCAGCAGGAGACAGAGAGAAGAAUGGCUCAGCCGCUGGAAGAUGGAGGUGGGAGAGAAACAGGCAGAGCGACGGGCGUACAGAGAGGCGGAGAUAAACAUGAUGGACGACCUAUCAGAGGGCGACUUUCACAAAGAUGAGGAACCAGCCAGCCCAGCUCCUCCCCCUUCACAACAACACACAGACCCCGCCUCUCCGACAGUCGCCGUGACACCGGAGCCGGUCGCCAGGGGAGAACAAGCCACACCCAGCGAGGUAGAGUACCAGGAUGGCAGGGGUUUUGGCAUCGGCACGCUGGUGUUUGGAAAGCUCAGAGGUUUCUCUUGGUGGCCCGGACGGAUUGUUUCCUGGUGGAUGAGCGGCCGGAGUCGAGCCGCAGACGGGACUCGCUGGGUGAUGUGGUUUGGAGACGGCAAAUUCUCCGUGAGUCACAUCAGAGGCUCAGAAAGGGGACCCAAAGUCCUUCUGCAAAGAGUUUGUGUGGAGAAGCUGAUGCCUCUGAGCUCUUUCUCAGCUGCCUUCCACCAGCCCACCUACAACAAACAGUCCAUGUACCGGAAAGCCAUCUUCGAGGCUCUGCAGGUGGCCAGUGUAAGGGCGGGGAGGCCAGUUCCUUCCUGUGAUCCGAGCGAUGAUGCAGACGGGGUAGAGAUUCAAACCAGAGAGAUGAUCGAGUGGGCCAUGACCGGCUUCCUACCCAGCGGCCCACAAUCACUGGACCCUCCAGAGGGCGAGCAGAAUCCAUAUAAGGAAGUGUACCCGGAGAUGUGGGCAGAGCCCGAGGCGGCGUACACGCCUCCACCUGCCAAGAAACCGCGCAAGAACGCAGCUGAGAAAGCAAAGAUCAGAGAGGUGAUCGACGAAGGGACCAGAGAGAGACUCAUACAUGAGAUCAAAAAGAAGACCAGGAACAUUGAUGAUAUCUGCAUCUCCUGUGGGAGCCUCAACGUCUCUCUGGAGCAUCCUCUCUUCGGAGGAGCGAUGUGCCAGGGCUGCAAAAACUCGUUCCUGGAGUGUGCCUACCAGUAUGACGACGACGGCUACCAGUCCUACUGCACCAUCUGCUGUGGAGGCAGGGAAGUGCUUAUGUGUGGCAACAACAACUGCUGUAGGUGUUUCUGUGUGGAGUGUGUGGAUCUGUUGGUAGGAACCGGCUCUGCGGCAGCGGCCAUCAAAGAAGACCCGUGGAACUGCUACAUGUGCGGCGCCCGGAGCACCUACGGGUUACUGCGACGACGGGACGACUGGCCCUGCAGACUACAGCACUUCUUUGCCAACAACCAUGAACAGGAAUUCGAGCCAGCUAAGUUGUAUCCUCCAGUCGCAGCAGAGAAGAGGAAACCGAUCAGAGUUCUCUCGCUGUUUGACGGCAUUGCAACAGGUCUGUUGGUGCUGAAGGAUUUGGGCAUCCAAGUUGACAAGUACGUGGCGUCUGAGGUGUGUGAAGACUCCAUCACUGUCGGCAUGGUUCGACAUCACGGUCGCAUCAUGUACGUGGGUGACGUACGCAACGUAACACACAAACAUAUCGAAGAGUGGGGACCAUUCGACCUGGUGAUCGGAGGAAGCCCCUGCAACGACCUCUCUAUAGUCAACCCUGCAAGAAAAGGCCUUUACGAGGGAACCGGACGGUUGUUUUUCGAGUUUUACCGUCUGCUGCACGAGGCUCGACCAAAGCCGGGCGAUGAGCGGCCUUUCUUUUGGCUCUUUGAGAACGUGGUCGCUAUGGGAGUUAGCGACAAACGGGACAUCUCCCGCUUUUUAGAGUGUAACCCAGUGAUGAUCGACGCCAAGGAGGUCUCUGCUGCCCAUCGCGCUCGCUACUUCUGGGGAAACCUGCCAGGCAUGUCCAGACCUCUGACACCCAUGACGAAUGACAAGCUGGACCUACAGGAGUGCCUCGAGCACGGACGUACAGCCAAGGUAUCCCCACCUUUUGAGAAGUUGCGUACGAUAACGACACGCUCCAACUCUGUGAAGCAGGGGAAAGACGAGCAUUUCCCCGUCUUCAUGGACAACAAGGAGGACAUCCUCUGGUGUACCGAGAUGGAAAGGGUGUUCGGUUUCCCCGUCCACUACACCGACGUGUCCAACAUGAGUCGUCUGGCCAGGCAAAGGCUGCUGGGACGUUCCUGGAGCGUCCCCGUCAUCAGGCACCUCUUCGCCCCGCUCAAGGAGUAUUUCGCCUGCAACUAGCCACACACCAACAACUCUCUCUCUGUCGCAUACACACACACAGACACACACACACACACACACACACACACAUAUAUACAUAAAGAGUAUGUAAUGACAGACACGGACAGAUAACUACACACAGUAUAGAGCUAGUACAUGAAGGUUGGCUGACGCGGGAUGACACAGAUCACCAGACAUACACACAUAUACACACACACAUUGUAAAGGACUGCUUCCGUAGAUCCCAUGUAGACCACUGGCUGACCUUAGUCCCCUGGUGCUACCUUGCUGAUACACACACACACACACACACACUGGUGCAGGAUCUCUGUACUGUAUUUGUUCACACGCAACUUCCUGUCCAACCUUGAAAAUGGUGUCUUCUGGCUUUACUGUGUCCUCGGAGUUGGAGUUAAAAAACUCAAGGUGGGACAAAGAUGCCCCGAUUUUUCUGUUUCUAACAACAUCAAAACACCAAUGAAUCCCUCUAACACUUAUCUUACUGUAUUCAUGCGUAGUGACAGUGCUGCUGGUGUAUUACAGUGCAAUGAACACAAACAUACAAACACACGCAUACAUACACGCACACAAACACACACCAGUUAACGCUCGUGGUGCUGGUCAGGCAGCGAUAGAGUCCAAAUGGUGCCACUUUAUUACAAAAAGUUUUUGGUGCUCUUGAGGAGACUGAUCUGUCUCUGGUUGUUCCAUUCGCUACUGUGUCCCUUAAUUGAGUUAAAACAAACGUAGGUGGGGGCAACAUAAGGCAAGAGAGGUGACUUUUAACAUCUAUUUAUUUGAGAGUGUGUAAAAGGAGAGAAAACAAGGCAACUGUGUUCAGAUAGAUUCAUGUGAAGCCUUUUUUUAAACGUGACUACGACUAAAUCAGGUGGUAAAAGCUGCUCUGGAGGUAAAAAUGAUUUUAACAGUUCAGUGGGCCGAGCCAAAAAACACUUUAACACCCAAAAAAAAAAAAAAAGGUCUUUAUCUUCCCCUUGACCAUGUUGGGCUGUCAUCAGUGAUGUCUGCUAUAUGAAAAACUGAAAUAAAAAACACUUUCUGGGGAUCUUUUCCUUGAUGUUUGCAACCGUGUAUCUGCUUUAAUUGCUUAAAAAAAAAAUCCAAAUUUACUUCCACUAAUAAAACAGCUAGUGUUCCUGGGGUCAUAGACAAAAUCUAGACAUUGACAGAUAAGAAAAAUUAACAACAGGAAAAUAAAAUAAUUGGUUAAAAAAAGGUUUGUAAGAUUUAGUGGUAUCUAGCGGUCCAGUUUCUGAUAGUAAGCCCUCGCCUCACCCUCUCCUUCCUAGGGACUACAGUGUGUUGGGUCAUGGCGGACUGCAAGAGGUCCUCCAACAUCUGUAGAUAUAAAAGGUUCAUUCUAGGGUCACAAAAACAGACAAAUAACCCGUUUCCCCCUGUGACUAUGCACUAAUCAAAAUAUAGUUAUUCACAGUAUAUUUCAUUUCUGCCAUUUUCUAUAAAUCGAGCUGCCUCAAUCUGACACACUGGGCCUGUCAAACACGAUUAAUUUGGUGCAUAAUCUAAGAACAAAAAGCUGAUUUGUGCCUUCAAGAUCCUUAUGCAAAGUCUCCUAACUGUCUCCUGUGUGUAGAGCGGCCUCUGGUGGUCAGACAGAUCUUUAUGAAGAGAGAAGCAUAACAUGGAAACACUCAUGCUAGGUCAAAACAAACCUUUGUGUUCCACUGAGUUCGUGUUAGCAGUCACUGGAUUAGGAAAAGACAGAAUGAGGUUCAAUACUUCAUACUGGCCAUCCUCAUGUAUAAAAAUAUAGAAUAUAGCUGCAUGUCUGUCCACUAUUAGGUUUCCGUACAACAAGCGCUUGUGUGCUCUUUAAAAACAUAUAUGCUGUUUUAUUAUUUUUGGUGUUUUUUUUGCAAUAUUUCAGGCAGUGAUUGUACAUUAAUGCUUUGGUGAAUAUGCUGUGAUAUACUGUACACUCGUAGCAUUUUAGAAAUGGCUUUAUUUCCUCAUGCAGCAUUCGUAAAAAAGUGCUCUUGUAUUGCAUUGAUUGCUGUUGCUCAAAUGACUGUGAUGUUCAUUAUUAUUGGUGCAAAAAAAAAAUUGCACUUUAGUAAUUAAGCCACUUGCCUGAUAAAUGUCAUAAUACUGUAACGACCAUGGCCAUCUUUAAUGGGAUAAUUUCAUUAU
This is a messenger RNA of Larimichthys crocea (large yellow croaker), 5258 nucleotides long. Its product is annotated as DNA (cytosine-5)-methyltransferase 3A. The coding region runs from base 498 to 3104 and encodes 868 amino acids. Gene Ontology annotation, molecular function: methyltransferase activity. The transcript is spliced from 24 exons. NCBI's taxonomy places the organism in Eukaryota, Metazoa, Chordata, Actinopteri, Sciaenidae. The record is from RefSeq and is a predicted model, not a curated record. Gene Ontology annotation, cellular component: nucleus; cytoplasm. Gene Ontology annotation, biological process: negative regulation of DNA-templated transcription.